CCGCCCACCCUGAGGAGACAGGGGCCUAGCAGGGCACUUUCUCGUCCUGGGUCCCACAGCGAGUCUGCCCCCGGGGUGGUCCAGGAGCACACACUUCCUGUCUGGAGGGUCGCCGUGUCUGAGGCCUCGAGUGGGGUCAGGACAUGGGGCCUCCUCUUUGGAGAGGCUGGGUAAAGCAAAGCUGAACCAGGGCUCCGGGUGACUUUGAAGGAGCUGAGGACCCUGCGCGUCUGGUCAGCCCGGCCCGGAUGCGGAGGAAGAGGCUGGCGGUGCUGUGAGCAGGCCUGGCAGUGGAGUGGCGUGGGCCCUGCACUGCCCGUGGGGCUGCAGGCCCAGGGGGCCCCUCCCCAGCCCCGCCUGCUGGGCUCCCAGAGGCCAGAGGCCUAGGCCUGCCGGGUGUCGGCGGACGGAUGCGCCCCGGGCCGUGGGCUCUCCUGAGUGGACUGCCGGGCCGGGUGGCCGCGGGGGGACGAUGCCGGCCAAGGGGCGCUAUUUCCUCAACGAGGGCGAAGAGGGCCCUGACCAGACGGCACUCUACGAGAAGUACCGCCUCACCAGCCAGCACGGGCCACUGCUGCUCACGCUCCUGCUGGUGGCCAUUGCCGCUUGCGUCGCCCUCAUCGUCAUCACCUUCGUCUGUGGGGACCCCUCCAGACACCAGGCUGUCCUGGGGACGGCUUUCUUCACGCUUGCCGUGUUUGUGGCUCUCUACGUGCUGGUGUAUGUUGAAUGCCUCGUCCGGCGGUGGCUCAGGGCCAUGGCGCUGCUUGUCUGGGUCUGCCUCAUGAUGCUGGGCUACAUGCUGGUGUUCGACUCCUGGAUGAAGGCCACCCAUAUGGGGGCGCAGGUGCCCUUCUUCCUGUUCAUCGUCUUCGUGGCAUACACGCUGCUGCCCUUCAGCAUGCAGGGGGCUGUCGUGGCCGGGGUGGUCUCCAGCCUCUCCCACCUCCUGGUGCUGGGAGUUCUGAUGAAGGCCUUCACGAUGCCCAGUGUCCAGGUGGGACUGCAGCUGCUGGCCAACGCUGUCAUCUUCCUGUGCGGGAACCUCACGGGCGCCUUCCACAAGCACCAGAUGCAGGACGCCUCUCGAGACCUCUUCAUCUACACCGUAAAGUGCAUCCAGAUCCGUCGUAAGCUGCGCAUCGAGAAGCGUCAGCAGGAGAGCUUGCUGCUGUCAGUGCUGCCGGCCCACAUCUCCAUGGGCAUGAAGCUCGCCAUCAUCGAGCGGCUCAAGGAGCGCGGGGACCGCCGCUACGUGCCCGACAACAACUUCCACAGCCUCUACGUCAAGCGGCACCAGAACGUCAGCAUCCUCUAUGCCGACAUCGUGGGCUUCACGCGGCUGGCCAGCGACUGCUCCCCGAAAGAGCUGGUGGUGGUGCUGAAUGAGCUCUUCGGCAAGUUUGACCAGAUUGCCAAGGCCAAUGAGUGUAUGCGGAUCAAGAUCCUGGGGGACUGCUACUACUGCGUGUCGGGUCUGCCCGUAUCCCUGCCCACCCAUGCCCGGAACUGCGUGAAGAUGGGCCUGGACAUGUGUGAGGCCAUUAAGCAGGUGCGAGAGGCCACGGGUGUGGACAUCAGCAUGCGUGUGGGCAUACACUCAGGGAACGUGCUGUGUGGGGUCAUUGGGCUGCGCAAGUGGCAGUACGACGUGUGGUCCCACGAUGUGUCCCUGGCCAACAGGAUGGAGGCGGCUGGAGUCCCUGGCCGGGUGCACAUCACGGAGGCGACGCUGAACCACCUGGACAAGGCGUAUGAGGUGGAGGAUGGGCACGGGCAGCAGCGGGACCCCUACCUGAAAGAAAUGAACAUUCGUACCUACCUGGUCAUCGACCCCCGGAGCCAGCAACCGCCCCCGCCCAGCCAGCACCUCCCCAAGCCCAAGGGGGAUGCGGCCCUGAAGAUGCGGGCGUCUGUGCGCAUGACCCGCUACCUUGAGUCCUGGGGGGCCGCGCGGCCCUUUGCGCACCUCAACCAUCGUGAGAGCGUGAGCAGCGGCGAGACCCCUGUGCCCAGCGGGCGGAGGCCCAAGACCAUUCCCCUGCGGCGCCACCGCACCCCUGACAGGAACACGUCCCCCAAGGGGCGGUCGGAGGACGACUCAUACGAUGAGGAGAUGCUGUCAGCCAUCGAGGGGCUGAGCUCCACGAGGCCCUGCUGCUCCAAGUCUGAUGACUUUUACACCUUUGGGUCUAUCUUCCUGGAGAAGGACUUCGAGCGAGAGUACCGCCUGGCGCCCAUCCCGCGGGCCCGCCACUACUUCGCCUGCGCCGGCCUCGUCUUCGUCUGCAUCCUGCUGGUCCAGGUCCUGCUUGUGCCCAGGAUGGCGGCUCUGGGUGUGUCCUUCGGGCUGGUGGCCUGUGUGCUGGGGCUGGUGCUGGGCCUGUGCUUUGCCCGUGAGUUCUCGAGGUGCUGGCCGGCCCGGGGAACGUUGCAGGCCAUGUCUGAGAGGGUGGAGACCCAGCCCCUGCUGCGCUUGUUCCUGGCCGUCCUGACUAUUGGCAGCCUGCUCAGCAUCGCCAUCGUCAACCUGCCGCUGAUGCCUCUCUGGGCCCUGGGGCUGCCUGCGGGCAACCAGACGAUCCCGAGCCCGAGGGCUGUGAGCAGCAGGGAGCUGACGCUGUGCGAGCUCUUCCCGUAUUACACCUGUAGCUGCAUCCUGGCCUUUGUUGCUUGCUCGGUCUUCCUGCGGAUGAGCCUGGAGCUGAAGGUCGUGCUGUUGACCGUGGCCUUGGUGGCUUACCUGGUGCUCUUCAAUAUCUCCCCGUGCUGGCAGUCGGGCUGCUGUGGCCACACUGUGGCCAACCUCACCGAGACCAACGGCACCCUCAGCUCCUCAUUCUGCGUGUGGAAGGACCCGAAGGCCAUGAUCAAUUUCUACCUGGUUCUGUUUUACGUCACCCUGCUCAUGCUCUCCAGACAGAUUGACUACUACUGCCGCCUGGACUGUUUGUGGAAGACGAAGUUCAAGAAGGAACACGAGGAGUUUGAAACCAUGGAGAAUGUGAACCGCCUUCUUCUGGAGAAUGUCUUGCCAGCCCACGUGGCCGCUCACUUCAUUGGCGACAAGUUAAAUGAGGACUGGUACCAUCAGUCCUACGACUGCGUGUGUGUCCUGUUCGCGUCCGUGCCGGACUUCAAAGUCUUCUAUACGGAGUGCGACGUCAACAAGGAGGGGCUGGAGUGUCUGCGGCUACUGAACGAGAUCAUCGCCGACUUCGACGAGCUGCUCCUGAAGCCCAAGUUCAGCAGCGUGGAGAAGAUCAAGACCAUCGGCAGCACGUACAUGGCAGCUGCAGGGCUCAGCAGCCCCUCAGGGACUGAGAACCAGGACCUGGAGCGGCAGCACGCACACAUUGGCAUCAUGGUGGAGUUCAGCAUCGCCCUGAUGAGCAAGCUGGACGGCAUCAACCGGCACUCGUUCAACUCCUUCCGCCUCCGAGUUGGCAUAAACCACGGGCCCGUGAUUGCUGGAGUGAUUGGGGCACGAAAACCUCAGUACGACAUCUGGGGAAACACGGUUAACGUCGCCAGCAGGAUGGAGAGCACUGGAGAACUUGGCAAGAUCCAGGUUACUGAGGAGACAUGCACCGUCCUCCAGGGACUAGGUUAUUCUUGCGAAUGCCGGGGACUGAUCAACGUCAAAGGCAAAGGCGAGCUGAGGACUUACUUUGUCUGUACAGACACUGCCAAGUUCCAGGGGCUGGGACUGAACUGAGGGCUUCUGGUAGGUGCAUAACAUGCUGGAAGCGGAUUUCCUUCCGUGAGACAAGCCAAGGGGAGCACUCGGCCCCACACCAGUCACAAAGGCAUUCCACGGGUCUGGCCAUCACUACCCCAGCAGAUGGCUGUGUGUGGCUUCCUCGGACUUGUGCUAGAGGAUUUCUGGAAAUGUGCAUCAGACCCCAGCCUGAGGUGACCACGGAGCCGUGCCACGCACAGGCAGCCGGAACCUCCGUGCCGCCCGAGUCUUUGCCAUAGCCUCUAGACAGCGUGGAGAGGCUCGCUCGUGAGGUUCAGAUGCUCGGUCCCCUAGGUGCUGUGGUGAUGUCAGCAUGAACCGCCCAUACCCUGCCUGGCCUGCGAGCUGCACAGUGGGACCUGUCUUUUCUAGGUACGACACUGGGACGAGUCCUCCAGGAUGGGCUGGGUGCUCCUUUCUCCCCAGCGGAUCAGCCAUGGGAGUCUACAUUUCUCACACAGGCGUUCCGGUGACUACAGCUGGAAGGCUGUUUUCCAUCUGUGGUUUCUAGGGAGGAAGAACCCCCGUGGACAGUUGUCACCUCUCGUCAUCACUAGCGUGUGUCUGUUUUAAAUGGGUCUACUACUAGUGGAGGUUUUACCCUUUACUGAUAUCUUAGAUGCCAGACAAAAUCUCUUCCUCCAGCGUACUGUCUUUUUAACCACGGACACGGGAGGAGAACCUACCGUCCAGUGUCUGUUUCUGGAUCGGCCCAGCUGGGGGUGGUGAGGCCCGGAGGAAUGUGGCAAGAAGGCAAGCGGCGGCGGAGCCCAGGAAAUAAGGCACCACCUCCUAGCCCUCUGCGACCGCUCCCGCGUGUGCGCGGCACUGCCCUGCGGUCUUCCGCUAAAUCUCAGCUUCUGCAGUGGAAAGGAGCGGAGUCCGUGCAGACGGGACGCAGACAACCUGUAGUGCUUCCUUCCUUUUCUUUAUUCCUCACACCUAACUUGAAGAGCUGCCAAAUGAAAAGCAUCCACUCCACGGAAGCGUGCAGAGGGUCCCAGACGUGGGCAAUGCUGAGCCGUGGGAAUCAUGGCAAGUGCGAAAAGCCAGGUCUGCAAGAUGCGUCUCCCAGCGCUUCAAUUCUCAGAGUCGGAAGUCAGCUUGAACUGUGUUUCCAGGUGAGAAGGAACCCAUUCCUUUUUCUGGCUCAGCUUUGCUGCCUCCUCACCAGAGCGCGCCCGGGGUUUCUCACACAGCUGCAUUUCACUACAGAGCAGGGAUUCCCAGCUCGGGGGACCUCCGGGAACCCCCUGCCAUUACAGGCAAUCUUGCAUAUGGGAGACUUCAAAAGCGGACACGGGGUUGCAGCCAAGGGCAGGGAGGACUGGAGCUGAACCCGCUGUCUGCUCGGCCGGGUCUGCAGGCUUAUCUGCCUGAGAAGGGGCUUAUCUAGUUUGCACAGAGGAGCGGAUGCGCGAGCGCGGCUCCGAGCUUGUGCGCCACUGGGAGAGAGGAAUGAAUUACAAGAACUUGCUGUACAAAGGAGUUUUACGGCACAACUGCUGUUAAGGGGAAUAACCUCACUUAAAAACGGCUUUUAUGCACCAACUUUUCAUAUAGAGGGCUGGUUUCCGGCGGGUACUACACUGCAACCCGUACACUUAAAUCGGCAGCGACCAGGACUGCUGGGCAGGGCUCUCCUGGGAGGUCGGGAAGGUUCUGUCACGGAUACGAUGGCAGACACACCUAGGUGCGCUGGGUCUCUCUGAGGUGCGCCUACUUCUACUCUUGCAAUAUUCAAAUUACUUUUUUCCUCCAGCAACAGAAAUCCUAAUCUGGAGUUUAAAAAGUAGGUAUCAGUCCUAUCUUUUUAUUUCCAAUUCACGCACAGUCCUCCGAUAAGCACAAUUUUGGAAGUUCUGAGUUUCUGAUGUGCUGACCAAUGUGUGGAACGGACCCUAAAAGGCACCUGCGGUCACUUUUGCUCAGCGUGUCUUCUAGGGGCCGGGCCCCUUCCUCACAGGCGUUGUUCUGUUUUAUGACAGGACAAGUAUCUUUUCUAACACUGACCUUUCCCUAGGGGUCAUGGGCCGGCAUGAAGGUGCCUCCCCGACUCUAGUGAAAGUCACACCUGAAGUUUUCUGGUUUUCUCAUUCAGAAAAUUUCCUAACAGAAAAAAAGAUCAUUAACCACGGUAUACAUGGUGUAUAUAUAAUAGGUCAUGUCCACGAACAGGUUUUGACAAGGUGCAUACCAGUAACUAGGAAGUAUUCUGCAUACUGAAUAUUUAUAGAUCUGUAACAUUUGUUUCAAAAUGUUAUACUUCAUUUUUAUAAAGCACCAGUGUUUCUACUUUGUUUAGCCUUUCAUACAUUAAAUCAGCAAUUUGGAAAAUCUAAA
Molecule: messenger RNA, 6085 nt
Organism: Ailuropoda melanoleuca (giant panda)
Lineage: Eukaryota; Metazoa; Chordata; Mammalia; Carnivora; Ursidae
Gene: ADCY7
Product: adenylate cyclase 7
Exons: 26
Coding region: 473-3718 (1081 amino acids)
Biological process (GO): cAMP biosynthetic process; intracellular signal transduction; adenylate cyclase-inhibiting G protein-coupled receptor signaling pathway
Cellular component (GO): plasma membrane
Molecular function (GO): adenylate cyclase activity
Source: RefSeq, a predicted model, not a curated record